AUGUCGCCAGGACCGCGCAAUCCGGAGCAUCAGCACGACAUUUUGCCAAAUACAUUGCUUGCUCUUGUUCCCGAUCGAAAGCAACUCGAGCAUGCGCGUUUGCAGCGUGUGGCUGCACGCCAUCGCGAAUGCUCGACCACAAAACGUCCUCGAUUUGACUGCAAGCACGAUGAUACACUCGCCAGCAGUAUGAGUUACGAAGCGCAGGACGAGAAUUUCUUGCCGCGAAAACGAUUUGCAACUGAGCCGACGCAGCGAUAUGUGCCAGUCACUCCCAAUGACCGCUUCUGGAGUGGUGCUAUCAAAGUAUGUACCAGUCACACGAAACUCACAAGCACAGGCAACCUAUAA
Messenger RNA from Malassezia globosa CBS 7966, 351 nucleotides. RefSeq lists its product as uncharacterized. Bases 1 to 351 code for a protein of 116 amino acids. The transcript has a single exon. NCBI's taxonomy places the organism in Eukaryota, Fungi, Basidiomycota, Malasseziomycetes, Malasseziales, Malasseziaceae. The record is from RefSeq and is a predicted model, not a curated record.